Molecule: messenger RNA, 381 nt
Organism: Olea europaea var. sylvestris
Lineage: Eukaryota; Viridiplantae; Streptophyta; Magnoliopsida; Lamiales; Oleaceae
Exons: 1
Coding region: 1-381 (126 amino acids)
Source: RefSeq, a predicted model, not a curated record
AUGUUAACUGUGAUUUGUCACUUCAAUGCUACGGAGGUUUUAGGAACUGAGAUUAAUUUCGAGACACGGAUUGAUAUGGUUCUUGAGACUCUCCUUGAGAUGUUCUUAGAUUUUAUAGUUGACUAUAAUCUAUAUAAGAUAGACAUGUCUAUGACAGAAUUAAUGAAAGAGUUCCAAAAUGCUGAAACUGUUCCAAAAGCCAGAAGUGGAAAUACUUUGAUUGUAAUAGUCGAAUACUCUCAUUCUCAGACUUCUGGUGGCAAAGGAGGAAAUAAGAGGAAUAAGCCAAACAAAAAGAAAGAUGGAAAGUCAAAAGGAAAGAAAACUACUGCUGAUGGAAAAUCAAAGGGAAAGUGUUUUUCUUGUGGACUAAAGGAUUAG